Acipenser ruthenus (sterlet) is the source of this 3884-nucleotide messenger RNA. Its product is annotated as RNA polymerase I-specific transcription initiation factor RRN3-like. Bases 356 to 2203 code for a protein of 615 amino acids. Gene Ontology annotation, molecular function: RNA polymerase I general transcription initiation factor activity; RNA polymerase I core binding. The record is from RefSeq and is a predicted model, not a curated record. Gene Ontology annotation, cellular component: nucleus. The transcript is spliced from 18 exons. Gene Ontology annotation, biological process: transcription initiation at RNA polymerase I promoter. Lineage: Eukaryota; Metazoa; Chordata; Actinopteri; Acipenseriformes; Acipenseridae.
AAAAACAUUGGUUCCAAACGAAGUCAGUGUAAACGUUUUACUAUAAUGCACUGAUUUGUCGGAGGGAAAUUGUUUAAUUUGUAGUUGAUCGUUAUCACAACAGAACAAACAUGGGUUUUUAUAAUGAAUAAAAUGCAACAACACGUUGUGACAAAGCAGUGAAUUUUCAUUUCCAGGUCAGAGACGGGAAUAGAAAGAAAUAUCAGUUGUUGUUCCGGGUACGUAGCCAGCAGGACUGCACAUGGAGUGGAAGGAGCCAUCGCAAUACCGAGAAAGCGAAUUGUCUUUAUUAUAUUAUUAUACACUGUCAAACACGUCAGCAGUGACAUUAAGUUUAUGAAAAGGCGCUGAGAGGAUGGAGGUGGAUGGCGGUGAAUUCAUCAGCUCCCCGAUAUUUAAGACUGUGAGGUUUGGGGGGACUGUGACCAAUAUUCUAGACAAAUUCUUACAGGGUGACACCAAUGAUUAUGAACUGUUAAAGCACCAACUCUUAGACCCAGACAUCAAGGAUGCUCAGAUUAUCAGAUGGCUUCAGGAGUUCCGGAGCUGUGUCACCCACCUGACCAAGGACUUUGAACAGCUUGUCUCCGUCAUCCUGAGACUGCCCUGGCUAGGCCGAAGCCAGGAUGUGGUUGAAGAGUACUUGGCCUUCCUGAGUAACCUGGUCUCAGCCCAGACUGUCUACCUGAGGUCCUGUCUUAGCGUGACUGUCUCCCACUUCAUACCCGGGAGAAUUGUUAUCAAGGAAGGAGAUGUGGACAUUUCAGACUCGGACGAUGAUGAUGAAAACUUGCCCAGGAACUUUGACUUGUGUCAUCGGGCCUUGGAAAUUAUAGCCCGAUAUGUUCCUUCAACGUCCAGGUUUCUUAUGCCAAUCCUCCGUGAGAAGUUUCCUUUUAUCAACAAGUCUGCAAGAACAUUGGAGUGUUACGUGCACAACCUGCUGCGGAUUACCGUGGCCUUCCCAGCCCUGCGGCAGGAGAUCCUAGAGCUGGUCAUCGGAAAGCUGCUCAGACUGGAUGUAAGUGCCCCGCGGAGUGAUAUUGAGGACGCAGAAGAGAAUGCUGCCCAGGGGGCUGAUGGGAACGGCCAAGAGGAAGGCCUCUUCGAUAUGGAUGAAGAUGAGGAAAAUGUGACCAACUCCUCCAGGCCUCCGGGGGUCGAUGUGAUGGCUCACGCUUCGGCUGACCGGCUGGAUAUUCUUAUGAUGGUCCUUCUGGCAUACAUCAAAGACCUCAGCUAUGUGAAAGGCACGCUGGAGCUGACUCUCACUAAGGAGCUGUAUCGGGACCUGAUUGCUGUCUUCGACAAGCUCAUCCUUCCCACGCACGCCUCCUGUCACGUGCAGUACGCCAUCUUCUACCUCUGCAGCUUCAGACUGGGCCUGGCUGAAGCCUUUCUGGAGCAUCUGUGGAAGAAGAUGCAGAGCCCCAGCAACCCGGCUGUGAUCCGGCAGACUGCUGCAGGCUACAUCGGCAGCUUUCUGGCCAGAGCUAAGUUCCUCCCCUUACCGACAGUGAAGGCAUGCUUGGACCUCCUGGUCCCCUGGCUCCACCAGUACAUCGACAGCCAGGAUGCGGGUUCGAAAGCUUUUUGUGACGUGACCCUGCACGGGCCCUUCUACGCUACCUGCCAGGCAGUCUUCUACACCUUGGUGUUCAGGCACCGGCAGAUGGUGGAGGGGAACCUGCGCAAAGGUCUGGCAUACCUCCAAAUGCUGAAUUUCGAACGGAUAGUAAUGUGCCAGCUGAACCCUCUGAAGGUGUGCUUACCGGCUGUUACAAACAUGUUUGCAGCAAUCACGAGGAAGUACCAGCUGGUGUUCUGUUACACCAUCAUCGAGCGCAAUAACAGGCAGAUGCUGCCGGUGGUGAGGAGCAGUCUGGGAGGGGAUUCCCUGACCGCCAACGCCAACCCUCUGGACAGCUUCUUCCCCUUCGACCCCUACCUGCUCAAGAGGUCAGGGAAGAUAAUCCAGCCCAUUUACCAGGUCUGGGAGGAGGUGAGCAUGUGUGAUGGGGAUGAAGCCAAGCGUCCGGCUAAAAAGGACUCUGUGACAGAGGAGGAGGAUGAUUUCCUACGAGGGGAGAGCCUCCAGAGUGAGGCAGUGGUGGGCUUGACCCCUGGCUCCUAUGAGUCUCACAUGCGCAGUCCCAGCAGCAUGGGCUCGUCUCCCAUCGCCUUCCUGCAGCGCCCCUUCUGACACGCCCCUCGGUCAAAACACACGACGGGCGUUAGUGAAGCAAAUGGGCAGGACCGUGGACACAAAAAUCUUUACUGCGUUUCCAUAUUUCUUUAUGUGUCCCUUUCAGGAAAGACAAGCACUACUAAUUUCUUUUUAGGCACUAAGUUGCCUCUUGAGUUGCUUUGAUGGGAAUCUGUGUAAACCUAACGUCAGUAGAAUCGUUUUGGAACCAGAACAGCACAUCUGGUAUCGUUUUUUUUUCGGUUAAAACUGAAAAUCUGAAGCCCUAUUUAUGAUUCAACGUUCCUUUCAGGGCCAGCACCUGACACUCCUUAGACACCUUUAACAGGUGGGAGGGAACAUGUUGGGUUAGAAUCCACUGGUACUGUAUUUUCACUUGUUGAUUAUGACUCAGUCAAUCCCUUAGCCAGCUCUCUCUGGAUAGCCAGUAGCAUACCUCUGCACAAAGAACUGGCCAGACCUAGCUAUUCUAAUAUGGUACCGUUUCAAAUAAACUGCUAGACAGACAGGAUGUGUUGUGUGUAAAUAUGUAUUUUUAUAAAGAUAUAAAUAUGUAUCUUUAUGUUGUAAUAACCUAUUUCUUCACAAUUUCAUUAGUAUGGCACUGAAAUUAAUUUACAAAGUGACAUCAUUUAACAAACAUUAUUUAAAUACAAUCUCUUUUAGAAAUCAUGUGUAGAAUUUAUAUUUUUAAUUUCAAAAAUACAGAGGGAUGUAUACGGCUGAAUCUAAAGGUUUUAUUUAGGAUUUGUUGUUUUAUUAAAUUGUGAAACAUGAAUAUAAAAAAGAUUUCAGAGACAUUUGUAUCAAGUUGUAACCACUUUUGCCAGAUACAUUGAAGUGGCGUUCUUUACAAAUGUGUGUAUAUAAGGGUCUGAAAAUUAAAAAUAAAAUAAAUAAUAUUAAAGAUAAAUAUUAAUUGUAUGUUUCAUAUUCAAGGUGGAAGUUACAAACUUGUGAUGAAACUGAAACAGACAGGCACCUAUACUGCAGGAGCCCAGCCUUGUGCUUGAGCCAGAGCUUGGGUCAAUUCUAAUUGUAAUUGUGCAAUUUUGUAAUUCAUUUAAAUCACAUUGUCAUUGUAACGGUAGUUGAGUCUUGGCACACAGUUACAGUUCAAUUACGCAUGUAUUUUGUCAUUUGAUCAGUGUAUUUUCAACCACUUUUGGUUAUAAAAAAUAAGCUGUAGUGUAUGUUUCUGUAUUUGUACCUGUGAUUAUUGCUUGGUUAUCAAUGUGUGUAGUUGUUUGUGUUACUUUUUUGUGUAAUUGUAAUUACUGUCUGCAGCAUAAUUGUAACUAAUUGUCAUUUAUCACCUGUGCCCAUAGUGUCCAUAGAUCAAUUACUGUGAGCACUGUUUAUUCCAUUGAUGAAUGCAGUGCAUUGUGUGUGGAAUAUGCAACAGAAUGGACAACGUCAGCUGGUCAGAGCUGGGCAUGGCUGUUUUUAAUGUUUUUUUUUGUUUUGUUUUGUUUUGUUUUGUUUUUGUUUUAAAAAACUUUCUAGAAUGUUGUCUGCUUUAAAUAUAGAACAGAAACAUUUCAUGAAUAACGUUCAUUUAUGAAAAUAUAAUUUGCAGGAUAACAAUGUAUUCAUCUAAUUUAUUGGCCCUUCUCGGUUCUAAAAUCGAUUAAAAUAAAUAAAUAAAUAAAUAAAUAAAUGUCUGUAAGGAGAGUAA